AUGCAGACAUACAGCAGGAGGAAAAGAGACCUCUGCAGGGUGUGAAAGCGGAGAAAAACUUGGGUUGUAGGCUUUGACAUGAGAACAGGAGUCCACAAGGCUGCUGGUGUUUCCACUUGUGAAAUGUGGGCAGCGGGUGUUAAAAGACACAGAAAAUCAAAAAGCUAACUUCCUUUAGCUACUGAUUAUCAGCAGCAGCUGGCCAUCCUUGCGUUCAGUGGCAGCACCAGGUGGGGGAGGGAGGUUAAGGGAGCACAGAAGGGAUUAAGUGCCUUUAUGAAUGACUGAGCUCUGUCCCACAUGUUAGGUUUCUGAAACAGAAUUGGGAGACAAGCUGCUUGUCUGAGGAGGGGGGCUUGUUCCCCUCUCCUUGCUCUCGCUCUCUCUCUCUCUCACACCACCCUGCUGGUGGUGAUCUUAAAAUGUGUUAACGUUCUGAGUGCUUCAUUUGAAUAUGGAAGAUAAAGCUUAAUUUCUUAUCCUUUGAGAAAGGAGGAAGCCGAACAUUGAGUGGGUGGAUCCUCAAACCUUUGUUUCUCCUCCUGAAUAGAAGACCCACCAACUCAACUUGCAACAGGAAUUCCCUCAGGGGAUGGGAUGAAUCACGGAUAGUGGUCGCUGGCAUUUUAGCUGUUCUUGGCACUAAGAGAGGGCUUCUAUAACGGUUGAGGGGCUGGGCUAGCUUCUUUGCUCCACAGCUAGCUAAGAAACUGGGUCGUCUUCUGGAGAGAGCAGACAGUUCAGCUAGGGUCAGACUCCUAGCAGGCACAUCAGUUUUAGAGCAGGGGUGAAAAUGAAGAGGUCAAAUCCAAGAGGCCCUGAACUAGAAGAGGAACCAAAGGCAAGAGGAAAUGUCUCCCACGAGGCUCUGCCAGAAAGGAGGGCAGACUAUUCAGGAUGGACAGCAUCGGAAGAACCUGAAUGGGAACAUGAUGAGGGGCGGCAACAGCCCUGGGAAACCCGACAGCACUGGGAAACCCAAUGGCAGGAGCUGCUGAAGACACUCCAGUCCCAUCAGUUAGGAGGAUGGUGGAACUCACCGCUAAUGGAGCACAACCCAUGGGAUAACAGCAAGGCGUUUCUGGACUUCUUUGAGCAAGUUGCCAAAGGCUGUCAGUGGCCUAGAGAAGAGUGGGCAGCCCGGCUGUUGCCAGCGCUUAGCAGAGAAGGUAGAUGUGUCUACAGCAGGCUGAAUGCCAGAGACCAGGGAGACUAUAGGAAGGUGAGGGCUGUCAUUUUGCACGAGGAGGCCACCCAAAUGGAGGUGCGACGCCAGCACUUCAGGCAGUUCUGCUACCAAGAUGUGGAAGAGCCACGGAGGAUUUACAGCCGACUCCGGGAACUCUGUUGCCAGUGGCUGAAGCCAGAAAAGCGCACCAAGGAGGAGAUCUUGGACCUGGUGGUUCUGGAGCAGUUCCUGGACAUCUUGCCGCAACAGCUACAAAGCUGGGUUCGAGCAGGUGGGCCAGAUAGCUGUUCCCACGCUGUGGCCCUGGUAGAGGAUUUCCUGAUGAGUCCUCCAGAGGCCAAGGCAGGAGGAUGGCAGGUGCCACUGCAGGAGAUGGCUGGGAGCAACCUGGAGCCAGAAUGGACUCCGUCAGGCUCCUCCCAGAGACAGAUCUACAAGGAGAAGGAUGAAGAGGAAAUCAGUUUCGGGAGGGAAAUGGCAGCCUCUGAGCACUGCGGUUUGAGGCUUCUUCCUGGAAGAAAGGAAACGGCUGGCACUGACUCUACUGGGGAAACCAUGGAUUUGACAGUUAUAAGCAUGUCAUUGGAGAAGGCUGAAGGGUUGGAGCCAAUUCCUGCUAAAAGGCCUAUGUGCUGGGAAGUCAUAGAGGAGAAUGGUGGGAAUGUUGUUCCCUCUUUGGGAGGAACUGUGAUUCCACAAUCUCAGGCCAUCUCUCUGCUGGAAGGAAAGGGAGUGAUGCUUGUUGAGGGCUCUGAUGACAGCCUGGGUUUCCAAGGCAACUUCUUUGGUGACAAGGAGGAGCCCAAUAGGAUCAAGAGGAAUUCUCGGAAGGAACAGCUGCAGCCAAAAAACAUAUACAGUCUAUUUCCAGGAAUAUGCCAAGGGGAGAUUUCUGUGUUGGCUGCAAGUCAUCAGCAAGAGCAUGAGGGACUGCAAGGAGUGCAGCCAGCAGUGACCCAGAAUGUCUUGGCUGAGUGGACACAAGACUAUAGAUCAGUGAAUGAAGCCAGAAGGCAUGCAGGUGUGAAAAAACCCCAAGGCAGGAAAAAAUACCACUGUGAAUCCGGAAUGGUUCCGCAUCUGAUACACCAAACAGGAAACCACGCUGAGCAUGGCUUCCUAUCUGGCCGAUGGCUUCAGCCCAAAUGCCUCCUUGACCAACAGGAAACAAUCUCUGAUGGGAAGCCCAAACGGUACAAAUGCUUCAAGUGUGGGAAAAGCUUGCAUUCCUACCAUGGGUUGGUCAGACACCAGAGGAUUCACACAGGAGAGAAACCAUAUGCAUGUCAGGAUUGUGGGAAAAGCUUUAGUCGGAAGGAUAACCUGACCUCCCAUCAAAAGUCUCAUGCGGGGAGGAAGUGUGUUACGUUGUUGGCGGGUGGGAGAAACCCUUACCAGACGAAUGUGUAGAUGAUGCAUUGAAAAAUCUGCAUGGAAGAAAAAUAGCACAAACCAGUGGAGAGCCACAAAUACUUGGGGUGGGUGAAGGAGGCUGGACGUGAAGAGGAAAAGGACACAUUUCUGUGUGCACCUCUAAGGCAGGGAUUCCUAACCUUGGGUCUGUAGAUGUUGGACUACAGCUCCAUCAUCACUUAGCCAGUUUUAGCCAACUAUAGGUCCUCAGAUGCUGUCGGACAACAAAUCCCAUUACCCCCAGCCACAGCUGUCAGGAGUUGUAGCCUAACGGCAUCUAGAGAUCCAGGUUUGAGAACCCCUGCAUGAGAGAAUUCAUACAUGGGAGAAACUGAAAGCCAGAGAGAAGUGCUGAUUAGUCAUCAGAGAAUUGCAACACAGGAAAGAGAACGUAGGGUACCUACAUGUUUUUAGUCAUAAAUUGCAUCUCCUUACACAUCAGAGAAUCCACCUGGUAGAUCUUCUAAAUGCUCUGUGUGUGAGAGAGAGAGACAGCAUACCUUUCUGUAACUGUGGGGAAGCCAUAUAUGAUAAUAUCUGUAAUAUAAUUUUCCUGCUAACCUGUGAGACAGGAAAUCCCCAUGCCCGUGAGUAUAUACUAGGAUUUUUUAAAAAUUAUAUUCUAUUGUCAUUGUUAUCUUCAUCAAGUAAUAAAACAUACAGUCACAAAAAAUGAGAUGCAGCUUGCCUCCAAUGCACAAAUAAAAAGGAGUCCUUGGCCCUGUAUCCCCACAAGCAAAGUCCAAUAUC
This is a messenger RNA of Hemicordylus capensis (graceful crag lizard), 3352 nucleotides long. Its product is annotated as zinc finger and SCAN domain-containing protein 30-like. NCBI's taxonomy places the organism in Eukaryota, Metazoa, Chordata, Lepidosauria, Squamata, Cordylidae. The coding region runs from base 794 to 2599 and encodes 601 amino acids. The record is from RefSeq and is a predicted model, not a curated record. The transcript is spliced from 6 exons.